GGACGGCAGUGCCGGGCUGGCAUGAUGCUAUAUAAGCUGGGGUAGCUCGGCGCUGGGCAACCUGGCCCCGCAGCACCAUGAAAUCAGGCCACCUCCUCCUGGGGCUCCUCGCCCUCUGGGCUGACCUGACACCUGCCUCUGGGCAGCUCCGUCAAGCUAACGCCAUCUGCAAUCUCCCUGCGGAACCCGGCCCAUGUGAGGCCUACAUGCCCAGCUACUUCUACAACUCGGCCACCAAGAGGUGCGAGGAGUUCAUUUACGGCGGCUGCCAGGGCAAUGCAAACAGGUUUUCCAGUGUGGACGAAUGUCUCAAGACCUGUGGAAGCUCAGUGAAAACGGGCAAGUGCCCCACUCCCAUCAACCGGGGGGCUGCGAACUGCGAUAACUUCUGCUCCACGGACGCUGACUGUCCCGGAUCUGAGCGCUGCUGCAGUAACGGCUGUGGGACGGCGUGCAGACUCCCCAUAGAAGUAAACCCAGGGUACUGCCAGGAGGCCCCACCCGGCACGGUGACAAUCUGCCUUGCGAAAUGCAGUAACGACAGGGAAUGUGGAGCGGGCAGCAAGUGCUGCAGCUGGGGAUGCCUUCUGCUCUGCGCACGGGCGGUGCCAGCCCAUCCGGGCACCUGCCCCAAGAGGAGAGUGCUGCAGACGUUCGCGCCGUGUGAGAAUAAGUGCAGUGACGACAGGGACUGUCCCACCAGGCAGAAAUGCUGCUUUACUGGCUGUGGCCUCGGCUGUCUGUCCCCUCAGACAGGUGACAUUUGCCAACUCCCACCUGAGAGGGGCCCUUGCAGGGGACAGAUUCCGCGCUUCUUCUACAACCCGGCCUCCAGGACGUGCGAAAGCUUCAUCUACGGCGGCUGCCGGGGCAACGGGAACAACUUUAGAACUCUCCUGGAGUGCCAGCAGGCCUGCAGGAAACGCGGUAAGGGGACCGAGCGCGUGAACCCGCUCGCAUGGGCUGGGACAGACUGAGAAUUAACACAACUG
Messenger RNA from Chrysemys picta bellii (western painted turtle), 992 nucleotides. The record is from RefSeq and is a predicted model, not a curated record. Lineage: Eukaryota; Metazoa; Chordata; Testudines; Emydidae.